UACCCCACCCUCCUUUGGUACGCUGAGAGCCACAACUUCAACCAUGAUGAAUCAGAUUCAGCAGGAACUGGAAAAGCUCACUUGCAUUGAGCUAAAGAAGAUUCCAGAAUUUGCAGUGGAUGUGAAGCUGGAUCCGACCACUGCCCAUCAGAGCCUCGUUGUUUCUCCUGAUGGGAAGAAAGUGAGAGACCGUGGAAGCAACACAGACGUUCCCAACACGGCUGACGGGUUCGACAUGUUCUGCAGCGUCCUGGGGCUCAACGGCCUGACCUCUGGAAGGGCUUACUGGGAGGUGGACGUCGGCCGCAAGCCCAGAUGGGAUCUUGGUGUGGCAAGACGCAGUGCCAACCGUAAAGGCCAGCUGGUGCUGAACCCUGAGAAGGGUUUCUGGGUUGUUGGUUAUUAUGAAGGCAAACAGUAUAAAGCCCGGACGGCGCCACUUGUCAGAAUCCCUUUGAAGGGGAAACCAAGGAGAGUGGGGGUGUUUGUAGAUUACGAGGAAGGCCUUGUGUCCUUCUACGAUGUCACAAAUCAGUCUCACAUUUACUCCUUCACUGGGUGCUUCUUUGGUGGUGAGAUCUGUCCUUAUUUCAGUCCAAAUCCUCAAAAAAAGGAGAACAACGCAGAUCCUCUGGUUGUCUGUGCUUUGUAG
Molecule: messenger RNA, 652 nt
Organism: Salarias fasciatus (jewelled blenny)
Lineage: Eukaryota; Metazoa; Chordata; Actinopteri; Blenniiformes; Blenniidae
Product: E3 ubiquitin-protein ligase TRIM39-like
Exons: 3
Coding region: 44-652 (202 amino acids)
Molecular function (GO): protein binding
Source: RefSeq, a predicted model, not a curated record